AUGCGUGUUCAUUUUAGGCCACAUUCCCAGCCACAGCUUACGGGGCGCGAUAUUACUUUCUCAUCAUUUUAUGAGGCUCCCGGGCAGACGCUGUACUGGAAAAUGCCUACUCAGUUUCUUGGUAAUAAAGUGACCAGCUACGGUGGAACUCUCAAAUACGUCGUCAAGUAUUCGGGUACGGGACCGCUCAAUACCGAUGCUGAUGUCAUUUUGCGAGGAAACGAUAUCGUUCUGCAGUACAGGAGUAGUCAACCAACUUUUGCUGACCGUGAAAAUGUGGUGGAAGUGAAACUCUUCGAGGACCAGUGGCAACGAGUGGACGGGCAAGCGGCAACUCGAGAACAUCUGAUCAUGGCCCUAGCUGACCUCGAUGCGCUGCUCAUCAAAAUGAGUUAUUUGGACGAAUGCUCAUCAUCAUCCUUAAUUAGCGUUUCCCUUGAUUAUGCCGAGCCGCAUCCGACCGGUGGCCAGAUCGCUUAUGAGGUUGAGCAAUGCCAGUGCCCACCUGGGUAUGUCGGUACUUCUUGUGAAGACUGCGCUCCUGGUUAUUCUCGUACUGGAGGCGGCUUGUAUUUGGGUCUUUGUGAACGUUGUGAAUGUCAUGGGCAUGCUUCUCAGUGCGAUAAGGAGCACGGAUUCUGCAUCGAUUGUCAACACAACACGGAAGGUGAUCAGUGCGAACGAUGUAAGCCGGGAUUCACAGGUGAUGCCCGUCGCGGUACUCCACAUGACUGCCAGCCAGCGGCUACUCGACCCGCUUGCUUAUGUAAUAAUCACUCUCCUCGUGGAUGUGAUUCGUUUGGCAGAUGCUUGCUUUGCGAGCAUAACACUGAAGGAUAUCACUGUGAGCAGUGUAAGCGUGGAUAUUACGGCGAGGCUACACGUGGUACCCCCUACGACUGCACUCCUUGUCCGUGCCCAGGCGCAUCGGACUGCUUCUUGGAUGCUUAUGGACAAGUGCAGUGUAGAAACUGUCCUGCGGGCUUGACUGGACGCCUGUGCGAUGAGUGUGCGCCUGGUUAUACACGUUCACGUACGCGAACACGAGUGGAGGAAGGGCGUAGUUGCGAACCGAUCGGACAUGUCGAACAGACAAAUAUUGUAUUUGUACCGACUCCAGAAGGUGACCGCUCACGCAGGCGGCGUCUUCGCUCGCAGCGUAGUCGCUUGCAGCGAAAUCGUCGUUACCAUAAUCAGCAUCAGCGUCACUGA
Molecule: messenger RNA, 1212 nt
Organism: Gongylonema pulchrum
Lineage: Eukaryota; Metazoa; Nematoda; Chromadorea; Rhabditida; Gongylonematidae
Source: the annotation of a GenBank genome assembly